Molecule: messenger RNA, 1041 nt
Organism: Exophiala spinifera
Lineage: Eukaryota; Fungi; Ascomycota; Eurotiomycetes; Chaetothyriales; Herpotrichiellaceae
Exons: 3
Coding region: 1-1041 (346 amino acids)
Source: RefSeq, a predicted model, not a curated record
AUGGCCUCUCUGGGUGCUGAUAUUGCCGCGAACGGCACUCGCGAGCGUUCCUCCGAGACGCUCAAGUACUACCAGCUAGCUGUCUCUAUGCUCCGCCAGCGAUUGACGGACGAGUCACAAAGGUCAAGUGAUGCGGUCGUAGCGACGUUGAGCAAUCUAUGCGGGUUCGAAGCCAUGUCGGGAAGAUUUGAUGCCGUCGACAUGCACACUCAGGGGAUCAGACAUGUAGUGACCCUCAGAGGUGGCCCAGACAGACUAGGUGAAGAUGUGUUGGUUUAUUUCUUGUGGACGUCAUUUACUGAUGACUUCUGUCUAGGUUUCGACGGCUUUUUGCGGACAAUUGCAGUCGCAUGGCUGAACUUUUAUGCCUCCCGGCAGUAUAUUGCGAGUCACAAGGAAUCCCUUAUCCCGGCAGACGGAAUUUUAACUUACCCGACUCAUCCAUUCGAUCCGGACCUGUGCAGUGUUAUUGCCAAAUUCCCGCCAGGGAUCAUGAAUAUUGCACUGUCGAGUCAGCUCAGCCAUCAGAUCAUAGUAAUGAUAUCACGUGUCAAUGCCUGGGGCCAGGAGGUUGCCACCUCUUUACGGGAGAAGGACAUAUACCGUUUAAACUACCUCUCCCACAACUCCAAGAACAUUACCCUCAGUGGCCAAUUCCUCCUACAUCCAAACUUGUCGCUAGUCGAGCAACUCCUUACACUCGGCCUGCUUGGUUUCUGCUAUUCCCAUGACGACACCAGAUCCUUUUAUUGGAUAACAAAAGCUUACUUGCAAGUUCGAUGCCGGCACUUGAACUCGGUCUCUAUUGACGUGUCGGACAAGAAUGAAGACUUCAUGACCUGGGUCGGGUCAGUCCUUGUUUCAAUGGGUGAUCCUACGUCCGAAGUUUGGAUCCUUGGUCUGAAGCUGUUAGAUUCACGGCCGACUCCGAGAGAUUGGCAGGCCAAUGUCAAUAUCUGCGAGACGUUCUUCUGGACGGAUUCCAUGUCAUUGAGGUUGUCAUCGAAAAUUGGCUAUCUGAGACAGAAGCGACGCGUCUAG